UACCCUGGGUUUCAUCAAUGUCCAAUCAAACAGCAGACUUCAAACGCUUUGAUGAGAAGCAAGCAGACCUCGAUGUGACUACUUUGCGACAGAGACUUUCCUCUGGUACCCGUCCUUACAGUCUGUCCUUGUCACCUAUGGAUUAUCACUAUUCUCCAAAACCAAAGCACCUCCGUGUGCCCCGUUUACUUCGGCUUCUGGGGUCCUCCUUUGACCCAUUCUGGAUGUCUGUGGAGAAACCAAUACACAAUGAUACCAACAAACAUCUGUCGGCAUUUAGCCAGGACCUUUUUGAGGGUGCCAGUCGCUACCGAAAGAAGCUUACCCAGGAGGCACAGUAUAUUGACUUUGGUGCUCUCAGACUGCCAGCAGAACUGUCUGAAAAUAGUAGCCAGGUCUUGUUGAAUGAACUGCGUCGGUGGCUUGUACAGAAAGCAAGCUGCCAGCUAACAUCUACAUGGGUGGAUCUGGGCCCGGUGUUUUGGCCUCGGUGGGUGCGACACACUAACUGCGAUGAAAGCAACACAGCAUGCUCCUGGCCCCCUGGAAUGUCUUGCCGUCAGGCUCAGCUCACUCAAAUUAAAUUGCUAGCCUGGCACUGCUGGAUGCAAGAUGCUGGCAAAGGCUGGACAUCUCAAAACUGCAUGUGGAGGCAGGUACCUUAUCCAGUAGUGGCUGCCUGUAAGUGUAUGUGCAGGUGA
Molecule: messenger RNA, 701 nt
Organism: Nanorana parkeri
Lineage: Eukaryota; Metazoa; Chordata; Amphibia; Anura; Dicroglossidae
Product: noggin-like
Exons: 1
Coding region: 18-701 (227 amino acids)
Biological process (GO): negative regulation of BMP signaling pathway; negative regulation of cell differentiation; dorsal/ventral pattern formation
Source: RefSeq, a predicted model, not a curated record